Molecule: messenger RNA, 1401 nt
Organism: Pisolithus orientalis
Lineage: Eukaryota; Fungi; Basidiomycota; Agaricomycetes; Boletales; Pisolithaceae
Product: Aldo/keto reductase
Exons: 9
Coding region: 78-905 (275 amino acids)
Molecular function (GO): oxidoreductase activity
Source: RefSeq, a predicted model, not a curated record
AUAAAUUUGCUAAUGGUCAUCCACUGAUCAUCAAUCGUCAUCCACUGGUGCUCUUGCGACGCAAGCCUGUUUUUGAUAUGACGCUCACUGUCAAGUCUGCAGUUCAGUUGACAUCAGGGUUCUCGAUGCCUCUCCUAGGGUUUGGUGUGUAUCAAAACUACAACACGAAGUCCUCUGUGCUAGAGGCUUUCAAAGCAGGUUACAGGCACGUCGACUCAGCGCAGGCCUACAAAAAUGAGGGUGCAGUGGGCGAAGCAAUCAGGGAUAGUGGUAUCCCCCGAGGAGAGUUAUUCAUUACAACUAAGUGUGUCAGCAAGACGCAUGGAUAUGAUAGCACCCUCAAAGGUGUCGAGGAAUCAUUAGCAAGAUUUGGCUUCGAAUACGUUGAUUUAUUUCUUAUCCACGAUCCGUUUUCUGGCACGGAGCGUCGCCUGGAUACGUAUAGAGCAUUACUGGAUGCCCACAAAGCUGGUAAGAUCAGGACAGUGGGAGUCUCAAACUACGGCGUCAAACACCUUGAUGAAAUAAAAAUGGCCGGUUUGCCUAUGCCCGCUGUCAACCAAAUAGAGCUCCAUCCCUUCUGUCAGCAGCGCCCAAUUGUGGAGUACUGCCGUGCCCAUUCCAUCGUGGUACAAGCCUACUGUCCCAUCAUCCGUGGGCAAAUGAGCCAUCUGGCGAUCCAGGCGGUUGCGAACAAGUACGGAAGAGAUCCGGCUCAAAUACUGAUCAGGUGGUCCCUGCAGAAAGGAUUUGUGCCUCUUCCCAAGUCUGCAACACCUAGCAGGAUCCGUUCUAAUGCGGCCGUGUACGAUUUCGAGCUAGGGCAUGAGGACAUGGAACAACUCGAUGCCCUCGACCUCGGGAAGGCCGGUGCCGUGAGCUGGAACCCUGUUGAUGCGACAUGAAUUCGAAGCGACAACGAGGCAGCCGAACGGGGUAUGUUGUGGUAUGUGGUUCAUCCUGUUAAUCAUCUUCCGUCCGAUUUUGCAAGAAGUCGUUGCAUACAUACCGCAGGUAUGUCACUGUGGCGGCAUACUCUGUUACCCUGUGAAAUGUAAUUUGUGGUAUACUGGAGAAGCCUUCCUCCGCUCAGAACAGGAAAAGAUUCUGCUAGUCAGGAACAAGGUAGGCCGGAGAAGCGCAGUGCUCUUCCUCUUCCCACCUUGCCAAUUCGGCACUAAACAGCGGUGCUUGUAAUCGUCGAACCGUACAAUCAGGAAAUAUUUCUUCCCGAGCAAGCCACACUAGCCAACGGAAUUCUGAGCUUCAAGGGUUAUUAUGCCUGACUUCUGCGGUCCUGGUUGAUGCAGACGUUUCAGAGCGAACUAUAUAAUAGUUCCCGAGGAUCCUCUUAAAAUUAGGCCUUUAAUCGAGUGACUUUUCGUAAUAGAAAUGACGCAC